Molecule: messenger RNA, 1614 nt
Organism: Helobdella robusta
Lineage: Eukaryota; Metazoa; Annelida; Clitellata; Rhynchobdellida; Glossiphoniidae
Exons: 1
Coding region: 1-1614 (537 amino acids)
Source: RefSeq, a predicted model, not a curated record
AUGACCCAAUUAUUAAAAAAAGCUUAUGAACUUUAUUUCGAUUCAAAAGUUGAUGAUGCGGAAAAACAGUGGAAACCAAACAACAUUUGCUCCAUUUCUGCUAAUACUUUGGCAGGUUGGUUGCGAAAAUCACCAAAGCACAAGUCAAUGCCGUUUGGAGUUCCAGUCAUAUGGCGCGAACUCACAAAUCAUGCCACAGAUUGUUACUUUUGCAUGACAGUUAUAAAAGGAUUUUCAUUUAAAACUCGUAAGUCUAUUUCUUAUCCCGACAUUGAAUCAGUAUCCAAGCCGAUUCCUCACAACCCUGUCAACUGUCCAGUUCCAAUUUCUCCUGAUUCGUACUCCUUUCAUUCAGAUGAUUUUUCAGAGAGUGACAAGCAAGCAAAUCCAGAAAGUACCAAUGAUUCUGAUGAUAACUACAUUCCAGAAAGUGAUGAAAUUCAUUUAGUUAAUAAUGCAAAUCUUUCUGAUCUUAUACGUGAUCUUGCUUUGACGGAAGGACAGGCGGAGCUUCUUGGUUCACGAUUGAAACAGUGGAAUUUAUUAGCUCCUUAUGCAAAAAUAUGCAACUUUCGCUUCAGACACAAGGAGCUUAUGCUGUACUUUACAUCAGAUGACAGUAUGUGCUACUGUAAUGAUGUUAAAAAUCAUAUGGCACAUCUUGGUCAUGAACAUGAAGUGAAGAACUGGCGGCUCUUUAUUGAUGCAUCAAAAACGAGCCUAAAAUUUGUGCUGCUGCAUAAUGGAAAUUUAUUGCCAUCAAUUCCAAUUGCUUACUCCACUCAGUUAAAAGAGACUUAUGGCAAUAUCGGUAAUGUUUUAAUAAAAAUAAAAUAUAAUGAUUACAAAUGGAGAGUGUGUGGAGACUUGAAAGUCAUUGCAAUCCUCAUGGGUCUACAACUUGGUUACACCAAAUUCUGCUGUUUCCUCUGCGAAUGGAAUAAUCGGGAUAAAGUUGCACACUAUACAAAAAAGAUUUGGCCUAUUAGGGAUCGCAUGGAGCCUGGUCAUAAGAAUGUUUUGCAUGAGCCACUGGUUCUCAAAAAAGAUAUCAUUUUACCACCGUUACAUAUCAAGUUAGGUCUGAUAAAGAAUUUUGUGAAAGCGUUGGAUAAGACAAGUGAUGCUUUUACAUAUCUUCGUUCCAUGUUUCCACGAAUCAGUGAUGCUAAAAUAAAAGGAAUUUUUGUGGGCCCUCAGAUUCGAAAAGUAAUAGGUGAUAAACAUUUUCAAGAUAUGCUAAAUGGAAAAGAUCUCGAGGCAUGGGUAGCAUUCAAAUCACUUGUUUUCAAUUUCUUGGGAAAUAAUAAGUCAAAUAGUUACAAAGAAAUCGUUGAACAAUGCAUCAAUGCCUUCCAGAAGAUGGGAUGUAACAUGUCCCUUAAAAUACAUCUUCUUGAUUCGCAUAUUGACUUUUUCCCUGAAUGUCUUGGUGAAGUCAGUGACGAACACGGAGAGCAUUUCCACCAAGAAAUCGCUGUAAUGGAAUCACGCUAUCAAGGACGAUGGAGUAGUGCUAUGCUCGCAGAUUACUGCUGGUUUCUGCAACGUGAUGCCCCAGAAGCUAAGCACCGUCGAAAGUCUACAUGCAAGAAAUUUAAGCCUCUUUCUUAA